Molecule: messenger RNA, 384 nt
Organism: Fusarium pseudograminearum CS3096
Lineage: Eukaryota; Fungi; Ascomycota; Sordariomycetes; Hypocreales; Nectriaceae
Exons: 4
Coding region: 1-384 (127 amino acids)
Biological process (GO): protein folding; chaperone-mediated protein complex assembly
Cellular component (GO): prefoldin complex; cytoplasm
Molecular function (GO): protein-folding chaperone binding
Source: RefSeq, a predicted model, not a curated record
AUGUCAGACCCCCAAGCGCAGCUCCAGGCUCUGUCUGAGGACUUCCAGAAGCUUCAAGGCGAAAUGCAGAGCGCUAUUGAAUCGCGACAAAAGCUAGAGGGCCAGAAGCAGGAGAACGUUGGUGUGCAACAGGAGUUUGAACGGCUACAAGAGGGCGAGACCAUCUACAAGCUCUCUGGUCCCGUGCUACUCAAGCAGGACAAGUUCGAGGCCGAGAACACAGUCAAGGGCCGUCUAGACUACAUUGGUAGUGAAAUCAACCGGCUAGAAGACACAAUCAAGGAAACCCAAGGGAAGCUCGAGAGGAAGAGGACAGAGAUUAUUCAGCUUCAACAAAGCGCCCAAGCAGCUGCUCAAGGAAAGGGCAAGGAAGCAUCCAAGUAA